Molecule: messenger RNA, 2021 nt
Organism: Erythranthe guttata (spotted monkey flower)
Lineage: Eukaryota; Viridiplantae; Streptophyta; Magnoliopsida; Lamiales; Phrymaceae
Product: Pentatricopeptide repeat (PPR) superfamily protein
Biological process (GO): RNA modification
Molecular function (GO): zinc ion binding; protein binding; RNA binding
Source: RefSeq, a predicted model, not a curated record
GAUCAGAAACUAUAAAGUAGAGGUAAUUGAAGGGGGCUUUCCGUCCAAAUAUUUACUUAUGAGAUGGCCAAUUGUGAACACCACUCCAUCUUCACUGGUUCGCCAUUGCCGAGCAGUGAUAAGAUCUUGUGCUCGACACUCAUCUCUCGAUGCGGGCCAGAAGCUGCACGCCGCCUCCAUCACUGCAAACCUUCUCGGCCUUCCAAAGUCUUUUCUCCGCAACGUUAUUCUGCAGAUGUACGCUGCCUGCGGCGAUGUAGGGUCUGCGCGCAAACUGUUCGACGAAAUUCCCGUUCCGGAUAAAGAUACGGUGGACUGGACGGCGCUUAUGGAUUGUCACGGCCGCUUCGGUUCGCCGAUGGAUGCUCUUAAUUUAUUUGUCAUUAUGCGAAGAGAAGGAGUUUCAGUCGACGAGAUCACAGUGGUUUCCUUGUUCGGCACCUGCGCUAGGGUUGGAAACAGUGUGUUUGGAAUUCAAGGGCACACCUGUAUGAUUAAAUUGGGUUUGGAUUUCUGCAUCAAAGCUCGGAAUGCUGCUAUGGAUAUGUACGUGAAGUGCGGGCUGAUGAUCGAUGCUAAGAGGUUGUUUGAUGAAACAACGGUGAGAAAUAUUGUUUCUUGGACGGUGCUAUUGUGGGGCGUGGUAAAAUGGGAAGGACUGGUGAAAGGCAAGAAACUGUUUGAUGAAAUGCCUGAGAGAAAUGAGAUUGCUUGGACGAUCAUGAUCUCGAGGUACGUCGAGAAUGGGUUUAGCAUGGAAGCUUUUCGCCUUCUGAGGGAAAUGAUUCUUGGUUCUGAGUUGCAACUAAAUUCCACUUCCCUUUGCUCGUUGUUAUCAGCUUGUACACAGUCGGGGGAUGUUGUGAUGGGCAAAUGGGUGCACUCACAUGCUCUAAGAGCAACAAUAGACGCAACAACAAACAUUAAAUUCGAAACGGCUUUGCUCGAUAUGUACGCAAAAUGUGGCAGGCUUAACAGUGCUCUUCAAGUAUUUAAAUCCAUGCCUGCAAAAAACGUGGUCACAUGGAAUGCUAUGCUCGGUGGAUUAGCCAUGCAUGGAAAGGGUGCCAUGGUUUUGGAUAUGUUCAAAGAGAUGGUAGAAGAGAUCAAACCAAACGACGUGACUUUCACAGCUGUCUUGAGUGCUUGCAGUCACUCUGGAUUAGUUGACGAGGGUCGGAAACUGUUCUACAGCCUCGAAAAUGUGUACAAUAUAAAGCCCUCGAUGGAAAACUACGCGUGCAUGGUGGAUCUUUUGGGCAGGGCGGGACAUUUAGAAGAAGCGGAGGCUGUAAUAAAGAGAAUGCCAAUGAAACCAAACGAGGUUGUCUUGGGUUCUCUAUUAGGAGCCUGCAAAGUUCACAGAAUGCAAGAAAUGAGCGAACGGGUUGUACGAGAUUUGGUUCGAUUGUAUCCACACAACACUGAGCAUCAUGUUUUGCUCUCGAACAUGUAUGCUCUGUCGGGAAAAUCGGAAAAGGCUGAUUCUUUCCGAAAGGAUCUUAGAGACAGGGGAAUCCGGAAAAUUCCUGGGAUUAGUACUAUGUAUAUUAAUGGACAAGUUCAUCAGUUUAGUGCAGGGGAGAAAUCGCAUCCGCAGAUUAAAGAGAUAUACUCGAUGUUGGAUGAGAUGAUUCGGAAGUUAAAAUCGGCCGGUUAUUUACCUGACAUUGCCUCUCAGAUUUUAUCGGGUGGUGGUGGAGGAGUUGAUAGUAACGAGGAGGAGGAAAAAGAGCAAGCUUUGCUGUGUCACAGUGAGAAGUUGGCAGUUUGUUUUGGUCUGAUUAGUACAAAAGCUGGCACCCCUCUUUAUAUAUUUAAGAAUUUGAGAAUAUGCCAAGAUUGUCAUUCUGCAAUGAAGAUUGCCUCCAAAAUAUAUGAGAGGGAGAUAGUUAUUAGAGAUAGGAAUCGUUUUCACUCGUUUAAAGACGGUUCGUGUUCUUGUUCUGAAUACUGGUGACCUGGAUCACAAAAUCCAGUUAAAUGUAGACAAUCAUGGUGAUGCAAUCGAUGUGUUGGAU